This is a messenger RNA of Astyanax mexicanus (Mexican tetra), 684 nucleotides long. RefSeq names its product ubiquitin A-52 residue ribosomal protein fusion product 1 (gene uba52). Lineage: Eukaryota; Metazoa; Chordata; Actinopteri; Characiformes; Acestrorhamphidae. The record is from RefSeq and is a predicted model, not a curated record. Gene Ontology annotation, cellular component: nucleus; cytoplasm; ribosome. The coding region runs from base 227 to 613 and encodes 128 amino acids. Gene Ontology annotation, biological process: modification-dependent protein catabolic process; translation; protein ubiquitination. Gene Ontology annotation, molecular function: structural constituent of ribosome; ubiquitin protein ligase binding; protein tag activity. The transcript has 5 exons.
UUACAGGGAGCGCAGCACAGCGAAGGAGCUAGCAGAGCUGGUUUAGUUAAACCUCAGCUGCUACACAGCUUAAAAAGCCUCAGCAUGUCUCAAAAAAGCUCAGUGACCAAAGCAGGAAUAUAACAAGAGUGAAUAUUGGCAGUGAGUUUGAAAGUUGGAGACUUACAGCUCAAAAAGACUACAAGACUGACCGAGAGCUGCUAAUUUUCUCCUGAACAGCAGCAAAAUGCAGAUCUUCGUGAAAACGUUGACCGGGAAAACCAUCACCCUCGAGGUGGAGCCCAGCGACACCAUCGAGAAUGUGAAGGCCAAGAUUCAGGACAAGGAAGGCAUUCCCCCCGACCAGCAGCGUCUGAUUUUCGCUGGCAAACAGUUGGAGGAUGGCCGCACUCUGUCAGAUUACAACAUUCAGAAAGAGUCCACUCUUCACCUGGUGCUGCGUCUGAGAGGAGGUAUCAUUGAGCCUUCCCUCAGGCAGCUGGCUCAGAAAUACAACUGUGAGAAGAUGAUCUGCCGCAAGUGUUACGCCCGUCUUCACCCCAGAGCGGUCAAUUGCCGUAAGAAGAAGUGCGGACACACCAACAACCUGCGCCCCAAGAAGAAGCUGAAGUAAACUGUAGCACUAAAAUGCGCUUCAAGAGCUUGUUUAUUCAAGGGUGUUUGAAAAUAAAAAGUUAAAAAGAA